Messenger RNA from Paramecium pentaurelia, 1300 nucleotides. Lineage: Eukaryota; Ciliophora; Oligohymenophorea; Peniculida; Parameciidae. The record is from the annotation of a GenBank genome assembly.
AAUGGGUUUAGAUGAAACUUGGGUGUUGUCUUGUGCUUUCUUCUCUAUCCUAGGACUACUAGGAUAUUCAAUGAUAGCUGCCGGAGCAGUCAGAUACAAAUCAGUACAAUCUGCUAUUAUUACAAUUUUAUUGGGCGGAAUCUUAACAAUUAUUGCUUUCUUUAUUGUAAGAUAAUAAAAUAUCUAAUUAGACUGGCUAUGCAUUUGCAUUUGGAUUAGAUUCAAAUAAAUUCAUUGGUAAAUCAUUAUUUGCCGCUGCAUAAUUUGAAUCAACACCAAACAGAAAUGAUUAUGACAAUUUUGUAUUCCACACAAUUGCUGCCAUUUUUGUUACUUCAAUCUUUGCAUUUGGAACUUUGGAGAGAUCAAGAUUCUUUUCAUUCAGUUUUGGAGUAGUAAUUUUAUAAGGACUCUUAUAUCCAAUUGUUGUUCAUUGGACUUUUGGUAAGGGAUGGUUGAGCAUAUUUGGAUUCUAAGAUUUUGGAGGAAGCUCAAUAAUUCAUGUGUUUGGAGGUGUUACUGCAUUGGUGGCAUCAUUAUUAUUACAUGAACGCAGAGAUCAAAAUGGAAAAAUUCAUCCUGGAAUCUUCCCACAUCAUGCACCAUUCUUCAUAGGAAUUGGUACUAUCUUACUAGUUGUUGUCUAAAUCAUUUUCCUCUCUGGUUUGAAUAGAGGAUCAGAAAAUUAUAUUAAGGGGUUAGUUCCUGUUAAUACAUUUUUGGCUGCAUCAUUUGGUGGAUUGAGUAGUUAUGUUUCAUACUAUUUGAAAAAAGAAAAGACAAGUUUGAUAACUAUUGCUAGAGGAGCACUUGCAGGAGUUGUAGCAGUAAGUGCAAGUGCAAAUGAUAUCUAAUUAUGGGCAGCAGCCUUUAUUGGAACAUUAGCUGGAAUCUCAUAUCUUGUGAUAUAACUAAUAGUUAAAAGAUCUCAUGUUGAUGAUCCAGGAUAAGCAGUUGGUGCUCAUCUUGUUCCAGGAGUUCUUGGAACUCUAUUAUAUGGAAUUGUAUCAAGAUCUCAUGGAUUAUUUUAUGGUUAAGGUCUAAAAUAAUUUGGAAUAUAAAUUGUAGGAGUACUCUCAAUUGCUGGCUGGGCUUUACUCAUUCUAGCUGUUUUGGUCCCAUUAAAAGGGUUUGGAAUCUUUAAGAUUAAACCUGAAUAAGAAUCUUUGGGAAUAGACCAAAGCUAUGGUAUUUAAAUAAUAUUUAGUUUUAGCUGGUGGAGAAGCUUAUGUUUUCAGCGAUUAAACAGUAGAAACAAAGUCCUUAUUGAAUUCAUAAAAGAAAUCCAUAUUCCAUUGAU